AUGACACAGCUGUUCAACUCAAACCCUGAGGGCCUCAACAGCGAGAACUUCAUUUCGUUUGCUACCAAGGUUUGCGGCUACCCUUCCUUCCUGGCCCCAACGCUCUUCGAGAAGCUUGCGGGCGAUGAGACGAAAGCGCGUCUCUUUGACCUCUUGAAGGGUCAGGGAUCGAACUACGUGACCCGCGAGGACUGGAUGAAGCACCUUCGUUUCUUGCUCGACACUCACCCUGGACUUGACUUCCUUAAGGGAACCCCAGAGUUCCAAGAUAGAUACUUGGAGUGUGUCGUGGAGAGGAUCUUCUACGUCAACAAUCGAGCUGAGAAUGACAAGAUGACACAACUGGACUUUGUCAAGUCCAACCUCGUCAAAGUUCUCAAGUACGUGGACGAGGAGCCGGACAUCAACAAGGUGCUGGACUACUUCUCGUAUGAGCAUUUCUACGUCCUCUACUGCAAGUUCUGGGAACUUGACAACGAUCACGAUUUCCUUUUGGAUAGAGAUGACCUGGUCAAGCUCUCCAACUACGCCUUGACAUAUCGCAUCGUCGAUCGGAUCUUCUCGGGAGCUUGCAAGCCGUUGUCAUCGGGGACUCCGGACAAGCUGGGGUAUCAGGAUUUCAUAUGGCUGCUCCUAUCGGAAGAGGACAAGCACUCUGAGACUGCAAUCCGGUACUGGUUCAGGGGGAUCGACCUCGACGGAGAUGGAUACAUCACCCCACAUGAGAUGGAAUAUUUCUACAAGGAGCAGCUGCAUCGCAUGGACUGCUUGGCGCAAGAAGUCGUGCAGUUUGAAGACAUCCUGUGCCAGAUGACCGACAUGGUCAAGCCGGCGAGGGAGGGAUACAUCUCGAUGCUGGACCUCAAGCGCUGCAAGCAGCCGGGAGUCUUCUUCAACGUGCUGUUCAACCUCACCAAGUUCAUCCAGUACGAUCAGAAGGAUCCUGGUCAAAUCUUCAACGAGCGAGCGACGCCCGAGCUCACUGACUGGGAUCGCUACGCCAAGAUUGAGUAUGCGAGGUAA
Molecule: messenger RNA, 1023 nt
Organism: Guillardia theta CCMP2712
Lineage: Eukaryota; Cryptophyceae; Pyrenomonadales; Geminigeraceae
Exons: 14
Coding region: 1-1023 (340 amino acids)
Biological process (GO): protein dephosphorylation
Cellular component (GO): protein phosphatase type 2A complex
Molecular function (GO): calcium ion binding; protein phosphatase regulator activity
Source: RefSeq, a predicted model, not a curated record